This is a messenger RNA of Nycticebus coucang (slow loris), 3335 nucleotides long. RefSeq names its product protocadherin beta-13. The transcript has a single exon. The coding region runs from base 349 to 2754 and encodes 801 amino acids. The record is from RefSeq and is a predicted model, not a curated record. Gene Ontology annotation, biological process: homophilic cell-cell adhesion. Lineage: Eukaryota; Metazoa; Chordata; Mammalia; Primates; Lorisidae. Gene Ontology annotation, cellular component: plasma membrane. Gene Ontology annotation, molecular function: calcium ion binding.
CAGUGUCGUAACUUUACACUGCUGCGUGGCACAUACAGGCAGAGUUGGGAAUAUUGCAUCCAUUUUCUUCCUACAAAAUGUGAGAUCCUGUGAGGACGCGUGGUGGCGCUGCAGGAUAAGAAGGUAAAACCGGAACAGCAACUGCAGCUCCGUUAAACCCGCAAGUUUUACCAUCACAGACUGCAAGCCCGCCGGAAGUUUGGAUGCCAAAGGCAAACCGACUGGGUCCUCCGAAAAGGACUACUGGCUGGAAUAUUUCUGAGGUACUGACGGAAUAACCACGGUGUCAGGCACUAAGAACUUUAGAGUUCUGCAGAACCACCUUUCUAGAGGAGGCUGUACCAGACGAUGGAGGCCAGCGGGAAGUUCAUUUGCAGACAAAGGCAAGUGGUUUUUUCCUUUCUCCUUUUGGUCUUUUCUCUGGCGGGCGCGGCAGAACCGAAACGCUAUUCUGUAUUGGAGGAAACUGAAGGCAGUUCCUUUGUAACCAAUUUAGCAAAGGACCUAGGUCUGGGGCAGAGGGAACUUUCUAGGCGAGGGAUUAGAGUUGUUUCCAAAGGCAACAAAUUACACUUGCAGCUUGAUCAGGAGACAGGAGAUUUGUUGCUAAAUGAGAAACUGGACCGAGAGGAACUGUGCCGUCACACAGAGCCCUGUGUGCUACGUUUCCAGGUGUUGCUAGAGAGUCCCUUAGAAUUUUUUCAAGCUGAGCUACAAGUAAUAGACAUAAAUGACCACUUCCCAGUAUUCCUGGACAAAGAAAUGUUGCUACAAGUGUCAGAGAGCAGUUCUCCUGGGACUACAUUUCCUCUGAAGAAUGCUCAGGACAUGGAUGUAGGCCAAAAUAAUAUUGAGAACUAUAUAAUCAGUCCUAAUUCCUAUUUUCGGGUCCUUACCCAGAAACGCAGCGAUGGCAGGAAAUAUCCUGAGCUGGUGCUGGACAAAGCUCUGGAUCGGGAGGAGGAACCUGAGCUCAGGUUAACCCUCACAGCGCUGGAUGGUGGCUCUCCACCACGGUCUGGCACUGCUCAGGUCUACAUCGAAGUAGUAGAUAUUAACGAUAAUGCCCCUGAAUUUGAGCAGCCUUUCUAUAGGGUGCAGAUUGCUGAAGACAGUCCAGUAGGAUUCCCCGUCGUCACUGUCUCUGCUACCGAUGUAGACAUGGGAAUCAAUGGAGAAAUUUCCUAUUUGCUUUUCCAAGCUUCAGAGGAGAUUAACAAAACCUUUAGGAUCAAUCCCUUGACUGGAGAAAUUCAGCUUAAAAAAAAACUUGACUUUGAAACAAUUCAAUCCUAUGAAAUCAACGUCGAGGCAAGAGAUGCUGGAAGCUUUUCAGGAAAAUGCACUGUUCUAGUUCAAGUCACCGAUGUGAACGACCAUGCCCCAGAAGUUACCAUGUCUGCAUUUACCAGUUUGAUAUCUGAGAAUUUGCCUGAAAGUGUGGUUGCAAUUUUCAGUGUUUCAGAUCUUGAUUCCGAAGAAAAUGGCAAAAUAAGUUGUUCUAUUCAGGAGAAUUUACCUUUCUUCCUGAAAUCUUCUGUGGAAAACUUUUACACUCUACUGACAGAGAGGCCACUGGACAGAGAGACCAAAGAUGAAUAUAAUAUCACCAUCACCAUCACUGACUUGGGGACACCCAGGCUGAAAACACAGGUCAACAUAACAGUGUUGGUCUCUGACAUCAAUGACAACGCCCCCACUUUCACCCAAACUUCCUAUAACUUGUUUGUCCGCGAAAACAACAGCCCCGCCCUGCACAUAGGCACCAUCAGCGCCACAGACAGAGACUCAGGCACCAACGCCCAGGUCACCUACUCCCUGCUGCCACCUCAGGACCAGCACCUGCCCCUCGCCUCCCUGGUCUCCAUCAACGCCGACAACGGACAUCUGUUCGCCCUGAGGGCGCUGGACUUCGAGGCCCUGCAGGCGUUCGAGUUCCGCGUGGGCGCCACAGACCGAGGCUCCCCCGCGCUGAGCAGCGAGGCGCUGGUGCGCGUGGUGGUGGUGGACGCCAACGACAACUCGCCCUUCGUGCUGUACCCGCUGCAGAACGGCUCUGCGCCCUGCACCGAGCUGGUGCCCAGGGCGGCCGAGGCGGGCUACCUGGUGACCAAGGUGGUGGCGGUGGACGGCGACUCUGGCCAGAACGCCUGGCUGUCGUACCAGCUGCUCAAGGCCACGGAGCCCGGGCUGUUCAGCGUGUGGGCGCACAAUGGCGAGGUGCGCACCGCCAGGCUGCUGAGCGAGCGCAACGCGGCCAAGCACAGGCUGUUGGUACUGGUGAAGGACAAUGGCGAGCCUCCGCUGUCUGCCAGCGUCACGCUGCACGUGCUGCUGGUGGACGGCUUCUCCCAGCCCUACCUGCCGCUCCCAGAGGCGGCGGCGGAGCAGGCCCAGGCCGACUCGCUCACCGUCUACCUGGUCAUCGCCUUGGCCUCGGUGUCCUCGCUCUUCCUGUUCUCGGUGCUGCUGUUCGUGGCGGUGAGGCUGUGCAGGAGGGACAGGGCGGCGUCUGCGGGUCGCCGCUCGGUGCCUGAGGGCCACUUUCCGGGCCAUCUAGUGGAUGUCAGCGGUACUGGGACCCUGUCCCAGAGCUACCAGUAUGAGGUGUGUCUGACAGGAGGCUCCGGGACAAAUGAGUUCAAGUUUCUGAAGCCUAUUUUACCCAAUUUCCAGGGUCAUUCCCCUGGCCAAGAAAUGCAAGAAAAUUCCAACUUUAGGAAUGACUUUGGUUUAGGUAUUCAGUUAAAAUAAUCGUUUUUCAUAUUCCACAUUUUAAUUUUUAUGAUAUAAAUUCAAUGCAUUGAUUUUUCUGUUAACCUACUAUGAACUUUAAAUUACAUUAAACUUGCCUGUAGGAUUUUUCAUGUUGUCACUAUGUUUCUACACAAUGGUACCUUAUCUUUUCUUCAUUACUAUUCCAAGAUGCAUGGUCUUCAAUGUUGCUAAUCAAAACACAGAUGAGGUCAAUAGUUGUACAAAUCCUUGUGCUGGCAUAGCUUAGAAAUAUAUAAGAGGGAAAACAGUAGAAAAUUAAUUCUACGUAAUCAACUUUAUUUCAUUGUCGACUUUCUUAUUAGUUCUUAAAUCAUUAGACGUAUUCAGAGCAGUAAUACACUAACACAGUGAAGUGUAAUCUGGCAGAAAGAGAACUGGUACAAUGAGAAUGGCUCUUACAGCAUUAAGCUUCUUUGAUUGUUUUCUGUUGAAAUUUUAUAUAAUUGUGCUUCCUUUCAUUAAUAUUUGAGUAUUAGUCUUAAUAAAAUUAUAGUUAUUCCCACUUCGUUUCAUUGGUGGUAAAAGAGGAGGAAAAGGCACCAUAUGUAUCUAGUGAG